Nerophis lumbriciformis (worm pipefish) is the source of this 597-nucleotide messenger RNA. The record is from RefSeq and is a predicted model, not a curated record. Lineage: Eukaryota; Metazoa; Chordata; Actinopteri; Syngnathiformes; Syngnathidae.
CCGCCCUCUCUCAAAAUGGAGUUGUCGGAUUCCGUGCAGAGGGGACUCCGGUCCCUCGGCGAACCGUCAGCCGUGGACGACGCCGGCUUCCCGGUGCUGCUUGAUGUCUGUUUCCGCUCUCUGCUUUCCACUGGCCCGGACGCGGAUUUGCUGGACGGUCCUGAAUUGAAGCAGGUCGAGCGGGUUCUUCUGAAGCGAAUCCACACAGCCACCUCCACGUUCAUCCUGGAAGCGCUCCGGCAAAAUGCUGAUGAGUCAACCAUAAGUUCCUGCCUUGAGGAGCUGUCAUUCAGUUCAGAAAGAAUCCAAAUAUUCUAUAGCUGCUAUCAGAAGCACAAAAAGGAGAUGGAGCAAUUGUUAGCAAGCAUUGGAAGGCAACCAGCUCACAUUACUGACGUGUCAUGGCGCCUCCAAUAUCAAGUGAAGAACGGACAGGUCGAUAAGGUCAACGAGCCUUUCUACCUCAUAACGCUCAACACGGAGAAUAAAAGUCGCCCCGAGGAUAUUACCUUUACCUGCAACGUGGAGCAGUUACAGGACUUGGUUGGCAAGCUGAAGGACGCAGCCAAGAGCGCAGAGAAAGCCAGUCAGAUGUGA